Sporothrix brasiliensis 5110 is the source of this 1980-nucleotide messenger RNA. RefSeq names its product NADH dehydrogenase subunit 5. Gene Ontology annotation, molecular function: NADH dehydrogenase (ubiquinone) activity. NCBI's taxonomy places the organism in Eukaryota, Fungi, Ascomycota, Sordariomycetes, Ophiostomatales, Ophiostomataceae. The record is from RefSeq and is a predicted model, not a curated record. The transcript has a single exon. Gene Ontology annotation, biological process: ATP synthesis coupled electron transport; electron transport coupled proton transport.
AUGUAUUUAACUAUUAUAUCUUUACCUUUAUUAGGAUCUAUAGUUUCCGGUUUUUUUGGUAGAAAAGUUGGAGUACACGGAGCACAAAUUAUAACCUGUACAAGUAUAAUAAUUACUACUAUCUUAGCAAUCGUAGCUUUUUUUGAAGUAGGUUUUAAUAAUAUUGUUUUAUCUAUUAAUUUAUUCAGAUGAAUAGAUAGUGAAUGAUUCAAUAUUAUAUGAGGAUUUCAAUUUGAUAGUUUAACUGUAUCUAUGUUAAUUCCUGUAUUAAUUAUUAGUUCUUUAGUUCAUCUUUAUUCUAUAGGUUAUAUGAAUGGAGAUCCCCAUAACCAAAGAUUUUUUAGUUAUUUAAGUCUAUUUACAUUUAUGAUGAUUAUAUUAGUAACAGCUAAUAAUUAUUUAUUAAUGUUUGUAGGAUGAGAAGGUGUUGGAGUCUGUUCUUAUCUUUUAGUAAGUUUCUGAUUUACUAGAAUAGCUGCAAAUCAAAGUUCUAUGUCUGCUUUUUUAACUAAUAGAGUAGGUGAUUGUUUUUUAACAAUAGGAAUGUUUGCAAUAUUAUGAUCUUUAGGUAAUUUAGAUUAUAGUACUGUAUUUUCAUUAGCACCUUAUGUUAAUGAAAAUAUUAUAAUAAUAAUAGGAAUAUGUUUAUUAAUAGGUGCUAUGGCCAAAAGUUCUCAAGUGGGUCUUCAUGUUUGAUUACCAAUGGCUAUGGAGGGUCCUACUCCUGUUUCAGCUUUAAUUCAUGCAGCCACAAUGGUUACUGCUGGAGUUUACUUAUUAAUGCGUUCCUCUCCAUUAAUAGAAUAUAGUUCAACUAUACUAUUAUUAUGCUUAUGAUUAGGAGCUAUAACUACUGUAUUUAGUUCUCUUGUAGGUUUUUUCCAACAAGAUAUAAAAAAAGUUAUUGCUUAUUCAACUAUGUCUCAAUUAGGUAUGAUGGUUAUAGCUGUAGGUUUAUCUUCCUAUAAUCUUGCAUUAUUCCAUCUGGUUAAUCAUGCCUUUUAUAAAGGAUUAUUAUUCUUAGGUGCAGGAGCAGUUAUACACGCAAUGGCUGACAAUCAAGAUUUUAGAAAAUAUGGAGGAUUAAUAUCCUUUUUACCUUUAAGUUAUUCUGUUAUAUUAAUAGCAAGUUUAAGUUUAGUAGCUUUCCCUUUUAUGACUGGAUUUUAUAGUAAAGAUUUCAUAUUAGAAUCUGCGUAUGGACAAUAUUGUUUUAGUAGUAUUACUGUUUAUAUUAUAGCUGUAAUAGGUGCUAUAUUUACUACUUUAUAUUCAGUUAAAGUUCUUUAUUUAACUUUCUUAACUAAUCCUAAUGGACCUUUAAUAAAUUAUAAUCAUGCUCAUGAGAGUGAUAUAUUUAUGAGUUUACCUUUAGUUAUAUUAGCUAUAUUUUCUAUAUUUUUUGGAUUUAUAACUAAAGAUAUUUUUAUUGGUUUAGGUUCAGGAUUUUUUUUAGAUAAUAGUAUAUUUAUUCAUCCUAAUUCUGAAAUAAUGAUAAAUACAGAAUUUGGUGUUUCUACUUAUUGAAAAUUAUUACCUUUUGUUUUUACUGUUUCUUUUAGUAUUAUAGCUAUAAUAUUAUCUGAAUUCUUAUCUGAACUUGUAGUUAAUUUCAAGUUAUCUAUAAUUGGUAAAACUAUCUUUGGAUUUUUUAAUCAAAGAUUCUUAGUUGAAUUCUUUUACAAUAAAUAUAUUACAAAUUUAGUUUUAAAUUUAGGAGGACAAACUGUUAAAAUAUUAGAUAAAGGAAGUAUAGAAUUAUUAGGACCAUAUGGACUAGAAACAGGUUUAAUUAAAGUAAGUAAAAAUAUAUCUUAUUUAAAUCAAGGAAUAGUAACUAAUUAUGCUUUAUUUAUUCUAGUUGGAUUUAUUACUUAUAAUAUAGUUACAUUAUUUGUAGGAAACAUUUCAAUUUUAAUAACAUUAAUUUUAUUAUUAAUAUUACUUUUACCUCUUAAUUUUAUUAAUUCUAAUAAUUAA